Tuber melanosporum (Perigord truffle) is the source of this 1654-nucleotide messenger RNA. RefSeq lists its product as uncharacterized. Bases 496 to 1503 code for a protein of 335 amino acids. The transcript has a single exon. NCBI's taxonomy places the organism in Eukaryota, Fungi, Ascomycota, Pezizomycetes, Pezizales, Tuberaceae. The record is from RefSeq and is a predicted model, not a curated record.
CACCAUACCAACGAAAAACCCAGAUUUGCCUCGGACCUCUGUGACAGUUCGAACCGCAGCCUACUGCUUUACCUCCGUUUGCUGUCUCGCUUUUACACGCAUAAACUUCACCCCGCAUUUUUUUAUCCCUCCAACACCAGUUAUUCCCCUGAGCGGGGAUAAGCGACAAUACCAUGGAUUGUCUGCAUUACCGUGAUCAGGUAUUGGGUAUGUUGUGUUCUACACUUCUCACCAUUGGAUCUCUGGCACUCACCUUGGGUAGACAACUGUCGAGCUCUCUUCGAUGCCGAUGUCCGGAUCCUAACAUAUACUCGAGCUCCCCUCAACAGCAGCAACUGUAUUGCCUCUAAACUAAACUAUCACGCCAUAAUCGUUCCCAAGGACUCGACGGGAAAACUUGGGAGAGAGGGUACUUUGCUCGGACCAAGCCAUGCUCUUUCACGGCAGGGCGCUGUCGUGAGCCUGUUAAAACAGACUGAGGAGUUGUUGGGUGAAAUGUUACAAGAAAGGGAGGAAGGUGGCAAGAAGGGGAAGGAGGUUGUGGGCUAUGGGUGGGACAGCGGAAGGGGGGCCAUCUCUGUCGACCAAGGCCUCGACUUUGAUAGCCAGCAUCAGGAGCUCGACAUCAAAUGCGACUCUCAAAAACUACACUCUGUGGAAACCCCACUAAAUAUGCCCCCCGAUCAAGCACCACUGCUAGCACCUAAACCUGCACUAGUAGCGUUAUGGGCUUCACUCGCCCAAAAAACGGAGACCGAACCCAAACCCUCGCCUAAUCCACGGGAUAGUGAGAUAGGAAUUGCUCUAGGAAUCCGGGAUAGCUCGCUGGGGGCUGGAUCUGAGUGGCGCCUGCGACCCGGGGGUCGGGCGGAUUCGGUGCUAUCAGGGCCCCCUUUGCCGCAGGCACCGUUAGCUGAACAGGACUCGGCAACUGCGCUGGUAAAAACUCCGGAAUCUGGGAAAUUGCAGAUACCUACACUAAGCCCACGGAUCUUUUCCAAACCCACACCUGUGCCCCAACCUCUGUCCAACCCUAAAUAUGUAGGGCAAACACAGGCCACUUGUUUAACCUCUACGAUACACCGCGAGUCAUUUGUCACUGCAGCUGAAGGGGGAAUGCAUCGCGGGGGGGUUUCAGGUAGUUCUGGGCCCUUGAGUCCAUUUAGUCCUUGUUGGGAUUUCACAGGAGAGCAUAGCGUAGGGCGAUCCAGCUACCAAAGCACUGGGAGUGAUACUGUUCAGUACGAGUCGGGGAACGAGGAGGGUUACGAAUCUGAGAUUAGCCAAACCACCUUUGCAACAGAUCCCGGGUUUAUCACACCACGCAGCACUACGCCCACAGGCACUGAAUGCUUAGACUCGAAGCGAGGGCCAGCACAAGACCUUUCUAGUUUCAACAGAACAUUACUGAAGUACGAGGUAGAGCUAGCAAUGAAGACAAUGCUCUAUGGUCUGGCAGGACAGGUGGGUAGCCCUAAGGGUCUUUCUUGGGAUUCUUGUUAGUUUGGUUACGUUGUAAUGCUGGGAUGUAGCGUUAGGUUCUGGUGGAUGUUGGGAUAAUGAUCAAGAGGAGGAGGGAAUAAUAGGGAUGGACUUCUGGGAGUGUGAAGCUAUGAUAUUACUGUGCUCCCCUAAUUAGAUUGGCCUAAUUGAA